GCCACUGUCGCGAAACGGUGAGCGUUGUGGUAUCUCCGACUGAAAACGUCUUCUUCACCGUUGGCCGAGACAGGGCGGUCUGCCGUUGGAACAUCUCUAGCCUUGUCUGGAUGACGCCGGUCGAGUCAGAGUGCCUGUCCGCGUCGAUGCACCCUCGGGGCUCCGCACUCGCUGUGGGUUGCGCCAACGGGCGGGUGUCGGUGCUGGCCGCCGACACUGGGGCGGUGCUGACGACGUUCAGCGUCACCAACAGCGCGCUCAACGCACUCGCCUAUUCACCCGAUGGCAUGUUGAUGGCAGUUGGGGCAAACGACGGCUUCAUUCACAUACUCCUCGUUCAAGACCAAGGACAGACAAAUCAGAAAGGCGAAGUCAUCAGGGGCCGAGACUCCCUCGUGAACAUCGACUGGUCAGCAGACAGUCGCUUGCUGCAAGUCAUCACGACUGAUGGCCAGUACCAAGAGCUUCUUUGUUGGGAUGUAAAUAGCCUGAAGGCGAAAUCACCCACCGUUACAAAGGUCGAUUGGUACCAGCUCACCUGCACUCUAAAUCCAGACAUCGUUGGAAUUUGGGACAACGAACACUUGACGGAUGUCGUGAACCUGACGUGUCAUCGUUCCCACAACAAGGCUGUCGUUGCGGCUGGCGACCGCGCGGGCUUCCUGAGAAUAUUCAGGUUUCCAUGCACCGACACGAAGGCGGGGUUCACGGAGCAGAAGGUCAGCUCGUCUCCUGUGACGUGCGUUCGGUUCCUGCAUAGCGACAAGUACCUGGUCACCUUGCUGGCCCAGGCUGGCUACUUUGUGGUCUGGAAGAUGGUCUCCAACCGUGUGCGCUCCGAGGCCGAUCGCGUCACGUGAACCGUGAAGGUUGCUUCGACGACGCCAUGCAGUCCAUCAUUAUGAACACCGUGUGCUGACCGCAUUUUGCCGAGCCCAUCUGUUCUUCACAGAGAAAAUGUUUUCAAUGUUUCAACGAACAUAAUAUGGAGAAGUAGCACGCAAGCUGUUACUUCCGAUGCUUGUAGCGCUGCGAGGGGUCAGUUACAGCCAUGUGUACCUACUUCGCAAACAAUAGGCCCUAUUGGGCUUGGUGCAAUAAGACAUUGUCAUUGCUGCACAAUUAUUUAGUGCUUCCUGUGGUAGUACCGUAUGUAAACUUAUUUAAUGUCGUUAUGCGUAGCAGAAAAAAAGCCUGCGUAAUUUUUGCGCUCACAAAGGCCAUAACUUGCACGGGUUUUAUUAAACCAAGCAGUGCUUCCCAAAUAUCGCCGACAAAAAUCGUCCAAGUUUUUCUUAAAGUAAGAUCGCAAUAAGGCAUAAUCCACUUCGGUAGGGGCCUCAAGGAAAAUCAAAUUCACGUUGUAUUAUUGAAUUGAACGCUGCCGCGAAA
This is a messenger RNA of Rhipicephalus sanguineus (brown dog tick), 1392 nucleotides long. Its product is annotated as echinoderm microtubule-associated protein-like CG42247. Gene Ontology annotation, biological process: microtubule cytoskeleton organization. The coding region runs from base 111 to 860 and encodes 249 amino acids. Gene Ontology annotation, molecular function: microtubule binding. The transcript is spliced from 7 exons. The record is from RefSeq and is a predicted model, not a curated record. Lineage: Eukaryota; Metazoa; Arthropoda; Arachnida; Ixodida; Ixodidae. Gene Ontology annotation, cellular component: mitotic spindle.